CUGACUCCCACCCCCUGACCCUCACCCGCUGAACCCCACCUCAGGCCAGAGCCGCGAUAACAAGGAGUCAGUGAUGGGAGGCGGGACAUUCCUAAUCUGCAGAGGGGCCAUAAGGAAUAUAAGAAGUCCGGUCAGCCCAGCCUGGCCCUCAGAGCCAACCUAGCAUAGAGACCCACACAUCUGCUAGAGAGAGCUGCGCUCAGCGCCCACGCCCACUCUUCUGGCUAGCCUUCACCCAAGCAGCAGAAGAGGACUUCAGAGAGGGAUUGAACACAUAAGCAGCUGCACACAUCAACCAGCUAACUAAUAAACAUGAAUCUCGAGGUCCCCAAGUUGGAGAUCAAGUCUGCCACCCGUGUCACUGGAGGCCCUGCAACACCACGCAAGGGACCCCCUAAAUUCAAGCAGAGGCAGACUCGCCAGUUCAAGAGCAAGCCCCCCAAGAAGGGAAUCCAGGGCUUUGGCGAUGACAUCCCUGGAAUGGAGGGCUUAGGCACUGACAUCACAGUAAUCUGCCCCUGGGAGGCCUUCAACCACCUGGAGCUUAGCGAGCUGGCCAAAUAUGGUAUCAUCUAAGUCAUCCAGACCUUCACCAUCCAUCCCACAGUCCUCUGCAUCCACCUCCAUCUACUUCAAGCCAUGCAUGUGCCUCGAGCACUCUCACUGGGUUUGACUAGAACUUUUAAACAUAAACCAAAGAAUAAAUAAAGAAAGAAAGAAAACGUUACAAAAAAAGAACCGUCUAAACUCUUAUCUAGAACCUAAAAGGGUUCUACUGCUGUUUCCGUUGUAGAACCCUUUGUAAGACCCCUUUUUUGCUACUAGGUAAAAACCUUUUUAGUUCCAGGUAGAACCCUUUUGGGUUUCAUGUAGAACCCUUUCCAUAGAGUAUUCUACAUGGAACCCAAAAGGGUUCUAUUUCUGCCUGGAACCAAAAAGGAUUCUACCUGGAACCAAAAAAGUUUCUCCUAUGAGGAAGGUCGAAGAACCCUUUUGGAACCCUUUUUUUCUAAGAGUGUAUCCAUCUUUCACUGGUUUCUUGUUUUGUUUCUGCUGCCAACGUUCACAUCAUACAAAAUGUCUGCUCAUGAUUAGGACUCUGUUCUGGUAUCGCUGUCUAUUGCAGCAACCGGCAGCCAUUUUGCCCUUCUCUCCUCCACCAUCUCCACGCGCUUCUCUUCUUCUAUCCUCUCCUUUACACGGAACACAACAAACAACACUUACGAAAACAAAGCAGCCUCAACCUUGAGUAAACAAACAAGUGACAUACUCGUGAAAUGGGUGGGUUCUCAUUUCAUGUGCCUCGGCACCUCUGCUGUCAUCAUAGACACCUGCCCAUCUAUGCGGAAUAUUACACAUAUAAAACAUGACUCCUGUAGAGAUGAGACAGCUGCUGGUCAUUGCUGAGCUGUAAUCUGUAAUCUGUCCCUGGAACAAUGUGGAUGAAGCUACAUCAUCCUCAUCCCACUCCCCUUUUCCCCUCCCUCACCUAUCCAUUAGUGGUACGCACACACACACACACACACACAACUUUAACAGAAGCAGGACUAUAACAUUCCAUCCUGUUUAACACUGGCAUACUCUUUACUUCUCCUUUUCUUAUACUGAUUUUCUAUAUAUUCUUUUUAUAAUAAAUGAUUUAUGACUAUCUUUAUUAUAUAUCAUAUACAGUACCAGUCAAAAGUUUGGACACACUUACUCAUUCCAGGGUUUUUCUUUAUUUUCUUACUAUUUUCUACAUUGUAGAAUAAUAGCGAAGACAUCAAAACUAUGAAAUAACAAGAGAGUGCAAAGCUGUCAUCAAGGCAAAGGGUUGUUAUUUUGAAGAAUCUGAAAUAUAAAAUACAUUUUGAUUUGUUCAAAUACUUUUGUGAUUACUUCAUGCUUCCAUAUGUGCUAUUUCAUAGUUUUGAUGUCUUCACUAUUAUUAUAUAGAAAAUAGAAAAAAUAAAGAAAACCCCAUAAAUGAGUAGGUGUGUCCAAACUUUUGACUGGUACUAUAUAUUCUAACUUAGUAUUCUCCGGGAUAGAAGCUUGUUUAAUGGCUUGGAAAAAACACCUUGUCAUUUGGAAUUUUGACUUCUGCUGCCUUUAGUUUUAUCCCAAGCAGCACGAUAUACAUGGGACAGUGGAGGCUGGUGGGAUGAGCUGUAGGAGGACAGGCUCAUUGUCAUGCCUGGAAUGGAAUAAAUGAAACAGAGUCGAAACAUGUGGUUUCCAUAUGUUUGAUGUGGUUGAUAUCGUUCCAUUCAUUUACAAUGAGCCCAUCUUCCUAUAGCUUCUCCCGCCAGUCUCCACUGACACGGAUUGGAGAUUAAUGCAACAUUACUACAAUGGAUGUAGAUGGCACUGACAGCCACUGCACAGAUUACCCACAAAUCUCAGAUGUCAAACUCAAUUCCAAAUGUGAUUGUCACCUGAUAAUCUACCAUGCUGUGAUUGGCCAGUAGUAGUUGGUGAUGUCUCGUGUUGUUGUUGUGCUUCUUUUGUGUAGGUUUUUCAUCUUCCCCAAUGCUCAUGUCUCUUUGACAUAUUAUAUAGUUGGGCGUGUAAUCUCUAUUUCAUUCAUCUCAUUAUUUUCAUUAUCAUGCUUACCAUCAUUUUGUUUUCUUUUGGUUCAUUGUAGUUUCAUAUCAAUUUCAAUUGUAUAUUUCAUUGAAUCAUAUUUCCAGAGAUCAAUGUACCCGUAUGGCCAGUUCCAUUUUAAUAGCAUAUAUCAUUCAUAGAUGUAGGUAUUAUAUGAUUGCAUGUUCUCUGUCUUAUACUUUGUCCACCGCAUGUUGGCAUUGUGUCCUGUGUGUAUUGUGUUUAUGCUGCAUGCUUGUCUUUUCAUUAUGUUCACUGCAGUUUGUAGUUGUGUACUCAUGUAAAAGACUAUCUUUCCUCUUCA
Oncorhynchus nerka (sockeye salmon) is the source of this 2890-nucleotide messenger RNA. RefSeq names its product retinal rod rhodopsin-sensitive cGMP 3',5'-cyclic phosphodiesterase subunit gamma. Gene Ontology annotation, biological process: positive regulation of epidermal growth factor receptor signaling pathway; positive regulation of G protein-coupled receptor signaling pathway; visual perception. The coding region runs from base 313 to 576 and encodes 87 amino acids. The record is from RefSeq and is a predicted model, not a curated record. NCBI's taxonomy places the organism in Eukaryota, Metazoa, Chordata, Actinopteri, Salmoniformes, Salmonidae. Gene Ontology annotation, molecular function: cGMP binding; 3',5'-cyclic-nucleotide phosphodiesterase activity. Gene Ontology annotation, cellular component: photoreceptor outer segment membrane. The transcript is spliced from 4 exons.